CUUCAUAUCAUCAUUUCCCCCCUAUAUAAACAUCCCUUAUACAUUGAUAUUUUCAUUACCAUCUCAAAACCAACUCUCUCUAACUAUCUAGCAAUUCCAACUUCAAGAAAAAUCACAAAAUUUAAACAAACCCUAAAAAUUUCAAUUUUUCCAUAUAAAAAAAUUAAAUAUGGAUCGUGUAGUGAAGGUGGCAUCACAAAAGGCAGUGGUGAUAUUCAGCAAGAGUACAUGUUGCAUGUGCCAUGCAAUUAAGAGGUUGUUUUACGAACAAGGUGUUAGCCCUAUGAUUUAUGAGCUUGAUGAAGAUAUCAAUGGUCGUGAAAUGGAGAGAUCUCUUCUCAGGUUAGGCUGUAGCCCGGCCGUUCCGGCCGUGUUUAUUGGUGGUAGAUUUGUGGGAUCAGCCAACACUGUUAUGACUCUUCAUAUCAAUGGUUCACUCAAAAAGAUGCUUAAAGAUGCAGGAGCUCUCUGGCUUUAGUAAUGAAAGAGGCUUUACUAAUAUUGACUCUUUUUUUUUUUUGGGUUCUAACUUUUGUACUUUAUGUCAAUCUUCCCAGCUUUCAUGGCUCUUUAUAUUAGGCCAUGAUCUUCAUGGGAAAUGCCGAAUGUUGAAUGUAAUUUCUGUUUAAAAUGGAAAUGCAACAAUGUUUAUAUAUGCUAUCA
Molecule: messenger RNA, 663 nt
Organism: Nicotiana attenuata
Lineage: Eukaryota; Viridiplantae; Streptophyta; Magnoliopsida; Solanales; Solanaceae
Product: monothiol glutaredoxin-S10
Exons: 1
Coding region: 170-478 (102 amino acids)
Source: RefSeq, a predicted model, not a curated record